UGUUGAUCGCCGAUCAUAUUGAGUACGAUACAUAGUAGAGCCCCCUGUAGAUCGGAAGUUGCCUUUUCCUCGAGUUUUGGGCCUUGUGUUCUGCUGGGAAAUAAAGAUGCUGUCGUCAUUCAGUACUCGGUAUCUAUCGGUAAGAACCUGGCGGGUGCGGCGCACAACUUCUACAAAAAGUUUCUUUCUACGGACACAUGAAGCCUACACCAGUCUCGUCCACUGUUUUUGUUCGGUCUAUCAGUCCGGCUUUCGCCGGCUCUUUUCAGUGCGAGCAUGAUGUCCAGGUUCCUCUGGAGGCCGUCCCCUCUGUGCAACAUCGUUCCCCUUGUCUACGCUUUGUUUGUGCUCUCGAAACUGUCAUCUGCAAAGAAGAGAAAGAAAAAACAGAUGUCCAGCCAGCCCACACCCAAAUUGCUCGAGCACGGUCGCCCGCUUCUGAGGAGCGACAGCGAGUUCCCCGCAGAAUGGUUUGCUCGGCGUGAUGAGUCCCCCGACGAGCGCUUUUACCAGGACGAGCGACUCGUGGAACACAUCGACAAGCCAGCCAUCGCUGCAACCACGGCCUACUACACCAAGAUCAUUGCUGAGCUUGCCGCGGCGCAGGCAGAUCAAGCCUCUGGCAGCACAGAUCCGCCCGAAGUCCGCGUGCUGGACCUUUGCUCCUCCUGGAUCUCGCAUUUGCCGCUACCGGAUGGGGAUUCGAGUAAAGACAAGAUAGUUACCAUACGUACAGAAAGCAGUCAACAACAGAAGGUAAAACUGAUCGUCACGGGGCUGGGCAUGAAUGCGAAGGAGCUGGCGGUGAAUCCAGUACUAAGUUCGCAUGUGGUGCAAAAUUUGAACACGGACCCCAAGCUGCCAUUUGCAGAGGACAGCUUUGACCUCGUCGUGAAUUCCGUCUCCGUGGACUACCUGUAUGGAUUGCAAAUAUGUCUGGGUCUGGAAGAAUGCAAGGUUUGUCAUGCUUGUCUGGCAUGACUGAAGUGUUUGUAAUGCGUGACCAAGAAGAGAGCCUUUUGCCUGUCAUGCAAAGACGCAGUUUGUCAUGCGAACAGCGCAACACUAAGCAGCGCAGAUAUUUCUCAUGCUUGGCUGUGCAUUACAGAGCAUUCACUAUUCUCAACCAAGCAUUACAAGUUUCCAGACCCAGACAUUUUUACAUUUGGUAACCUGACUUCGCCGCUGAAGGUGUUCCGGGAAACGAAACGUGUGCUGAAAGACUUGGGGCGGAGUUUGAAUGUUUUCUCGAACAGAUUCUUUCCGACGAAAGUCAUUGACGUGCUAUGAUGAGGAAAAGUGGCCGGCGCCCGACGAUCGUACGACGCAGCGCUGCGGAAACGUCACGUGCGAUAGAAUACUUAGAGUUACGUACAGCUAACACUUCUUCACGAGAUAAAUGUGCAUGACCAGCAGUGAUGAACGUACGAUUUGUGCAAGCGGAGCGGUUUUUCCUUUGCAUAGAAAUGGCUGCAGAGCGACGACGCCUUUCACUGCUACCUCGUCUCAAGCUAUUUUCAAACGACGAGCGAUACAGAGGCGAAUUCUUCAGGAGCCUGGGCGGACAUCGAAGCACUGGACAUAUCCCCGAAGGCAGGUAGAUCGGAUCCCCUGUACGUCAUACAGGCGAAAAAGGUUCUACUUGCACCAGGAAAGCGCAGCCAAGCUGAGCUCUAGCGGGACAUCGAACCAGUUACGAUUAGUAUAGCAAGUAGGUCCUCUACCUUUAAACUUCUUCCCUACAAAUGGCAUCAGACGCAUGAACAUUCAUGCAGCUGCACAUUGAAAAUGAAAUAAACCAGAGUUCGCAGAUCAGUUUGCGAGAACGCCAUUGAAAGAGUGUCCACGUGUUUCAAUUCCAAACCGUGCAAGCGUUGUCACUACCGCCAGAUCUUCUUGAUCCAAGUGAGAAAACAGCUUAAACACUCCGGAUCUGUAUCAGAGAUCUAGCCUCAAAAGG
Molecule: messenger RNA, 1960 nt
Organism: Amoebophrya sp. A120
Lineage: Eukaryota; Dinophyceae; Syndiniales; Amoebophryaceae
Source: the annotation of a GenBank genome assembly